This is a messenger RNA of Sipha flava (yellow sugarcane aphid), 2468 nucleotides long. RefSeq lists its product as uncharacterized. The coding region runs from base 399 to 2387 and encodes 662 amino acids. NCBI's taxonomy places the organism in Eukaryota, Metazoa, Arthropoda, Insecta, Hemiptera, Aphididae. The transcript is spliced from 13 exons. Gene Ontology annotation, cellular component: meiotic nuclear membrane microtubule tethering complex; nuclear envelope. Gene Ontology annotation, biological process: nuclear envelope organization. The record is from RefSeq and is a predicted model, not a curated record. Gene Ontology annotation, molecular function: protein-membrane adaptor activity.
AACGAUAAAAAAAGAUAUUGAGGAAAUCUUGGAGCAUUUGAAUGAAUAUCAAGCAUUAUAACAAGUGUACAUUGUACCUAUUUAAUCUUGGUGCAGACGGAUUGAAUACAACGAAACACGACCCAAUAAACCAUUGCUGUUAUUAUUAUUGUGCAUAAAAUUGUUUUCUUAUCUAACCGAAAAUUUUGUAAUCAUAAUUUCUUGCUACAUAAAUAUACAAUUUGAAUUUGUAACUAUAAUUCAGUGAAAUAAUUACUGCGUAUAACUAUUAAUAAUUAUCUUUAAUAAAAAUAACAAUAUAUAAAUAAAUUAGGAAAUCCAAUGGUGUACCCGAUCAAUGUAUUAUUUUACAGGUGCCUGUAUUGUUUUUUGUAAUACUUGUCAUAGAUUUAUACUACAUGACUGAAGAUUUAAAUAUCACUAUAAGGCCUUUGUCUGGCCCGUCCAGGAGUCCUAAAGAAAUAGCAAAAUUUUACAGUACCUUUGACGGAUGGCAAGAAAUUUUGCCAAAAACAGAUAAUACUUAUUCACCUGGUUCUAAAUACUACAAGUAUGAAGUAUCUCCUGGCAUUCCUUUCAUACCAAAUAUGUCAAGACCACCUCUUAAAUCUUAUGAGAAAACUCCUCUGAAAUCUGAUUUUUCAGAAGAUCAGUUAGAUAAUAUCUUUACAUCUAGUCACAUUAAAAAAAAAUUAUUUACGUCUACAAGUUAUAAACAUUAUAAAAUAACAAAUAACAACAACAUUCAAACAGCUGAAGAAACAUUAAUUACUCAAACCAAAACUUCAAAAUUUAUAAAAAACCUGUUCAAAUCUGUUGUAAUAUUCAUCAAAUUUAUGGUUUCAUGUUUUAUUUCUAUUUCUACUUUAACCGAGAUACAUGAGUCUAUAAUGGAAAUUGGAUCAAAUAUAAUUAAUACUUCUAUUCGAAAGAUAACUAAUUGGAUACAUUUAGCAACUAUUACCAUGGUUCACUACGAUUUGAUUUUCAUCACAACUAUACGAAAAAUAUUUGAUCAUUAUUUUGGAAAUACCAGAUUAAACAGUCUAGUCAUUCCAAUAUUAUUUUCAGCGUUGAUAUUAUUUUUAACUGUUGGUAUUUUAAAGUACAUAACACCUUUAGAUACUAUAAUGUGGCAAGAUUCUUGGACAAAUUUUCUUCUAUCACCGUUUAUUAAUAUACUAAAUUUGAUUACUUCAAUAUAUCAAAUAUUUUUCUCCACUUUAUAUUUUGUACUAGAUUUAAUAACUGUAAUAUUUGCUUCAUCAACAGUUGCAAUAAAACUUUUUGGUCAAUUAUUUUUAAAUGUAUUUCGUAAUAUUAAUUCUGUAGUGAACUAUGAUACUCAAAUUAAUACUAUUCCUGUUGCCCAAUCUUCAACAUUUUUACCAUUUGAUUAUAAUUUGCUGGCGAGAAAGGUUAUAGCUUCAGAAGAAUUUCAACGUUUAAUUAUCAAUCAGUUAAAUAUUUCGCAAUCAGAUUUGAUAAAAUUUCAAGAACAAGAACUUCAACAUUUACUUAAAAUCCAAUUUGAACAAAUGAACUCUGAAAACUUAAAUUGGAUUAAUGAUCAGCUAAAAAACCACCAAAUUACACUAAAAAAUAUUAAUAGAGAAAUGUCUGAUCAAGAAAAAGAAACUAUUCAAUUGAUGGAAAAAAAAAUUUCCGAAUUACAAGAUAAGGUUUUACAUUUAAUCAACAAUUUUGAAACAUAUAAAUCUAAGUUAGUAAAAACAAGUACUGAAUCUGUGUCAAAAGAAGGAUGUCAUAAAAAUGAUUGGAAUUCAAUUGUCAAUUAUAUUGAACAGUAUGUCAACAUGACAAUGAAAUCUACACUUAGCAUUUAUGAUGCUGACAAAACUGGAAUGGUUGACUAUGCUUUAGAGUCUGCUGGAGCCACUGUUCUUGGAACUCGUUGUACUCAAACUAAGCCAUCAACAGCGGCUUUAACCAUGUUUGGAAUUCCUUUGUGGUUUAUAUCAAAUGGACCUAGAUUGGCUAUUCAGCCUGGUGUUAAUCCUGGUCAAUGUUGGGCAUUCAUUGGUGCUAAGGGAUUUUUGGUGUUAAAACUCUCAAAAACUAUACAAGUAACUGGUUUUACCAUUGAACACUUACCUAGAUCACUCUCAGAAAAUGGUCAAAUUAAGUCUGCCCCAAAAGACUUCAGUAUUUGGGGAUUGAAACAUGAAACAGAUUCAAAUGGAAAAUUAUUGGGUAAAUAUCAGUUUAAAGUAGAUGGACCCAGUUUACAAUAUUUUUCUAGUGUGGGAACAGAAAAUGUUUUUUCCAUUGUAGAAUUAAGAAUAGAGUCUAAUCACGGACAUGAAGAGUAUACAUGUCUAUAUCGUAUUAGAGUUCAUGGAGAUCUGAAGCUUGAUGGUACUUAAUUAUGAAUCUUAAAUAAAACGAUUAUUUUUAAAUUCAAUGUUUAAUAGCAUAAAAUGUUUUUUUUUUUUAAUUGGUUACCA